AUGUCGCUGGUAUAUAUCACCCACCACGAUGAGAACAUCUUCGGGUGUGAGAACGAGUUUGAGAGAGCUGCGGGCCCCAGGGAAUCCGUAUUUGUCUACAAAAAUCCUAUUGUGGAGCGGGCAGCCAAGUAUGCCAGGGAUCUGCGAGAGCGCUUCAAUGAGGAGGACAAGAAGCUAUCGGUUGUGCUGCAGAACGAUGGCACCCGCGUCCUCACGGAGGCCAAGAAAUCGCUGCAUCGCACCAUGGGCUGUGCCCACACUCCGAUCGAUCCACCGUGCGCCUUUCUGCGCAAGAAUCAGGGCAUCAAGUGGCGGCGGGAGAACACACACAAGUGUCCCAAGAUGCCGCCCAUGCCGCCAUUGCCACCGGCCGGAAGUGGUGGCCACAAGUCCACCAUGGCUCCGAAUUUCAUCAAACGCAAUAAGAUGUGCGCCAGGGAGACUGUACCCUGUCCCCCGCCACCGCGCUAUGUAGACACUCCGGCGGGAACUCGUCACAAUCUGCUGAAUUCCGGGUUGGUGCCGCAGUUCAUCUGUCGCAAGGACUUCGGCAAGGUUCCGGUUUAUCUCAAGAAGAACAAACGGAUGCUGGCCGACAUGAAUGCCGUGUGUGCCAAGGAGCAGGCUCGUUUGCUGGAGUUGUGCCGUGGCAUCAAAGGAUUCACCCAGGCAUCCGUGAACGUAAGUGGUCCACCGGAAAUGCCCGGAAUGCGGGUGAUGAACCAGCCGGAACGCAAUGAGAUCCUUGAAGGUUUACGCCUCAGCUUGACCGAUAUGACCAAGCAAUAUCAGUCGAUGUCGCUAUUGAUCGACAGCAUUGCCAAGCGGCAGCGGAAGUCCAAGCUGGAGUCCGACCUUCGCCAGGUGGAGCAGGAUAUUCUGUUGAUCGAAACCACUCCGAUUAUCUAUGUUUCCGAGUAUUAG
This is a messenger RNA of Drosophila elegans, 924 nucleotides long. Its product is annotated as enkurin. The transcript is spliced from 2 exons. Lineage: Eukaryota; Metazoa; Arthropoda; Insecta; Diptera; Drosophilidae. Gene Ontology annotation, molecular function: calmodulin binding. The record is from RefSeq and is a predicted model, not a curated record. Gene Ontology annotation, cellular component: acrosomal vesicle. The coding region runs from base 1 to 924 and encodes 307 amino acids.